AUGGAUAAUGACGAGGACAGUUAUAAAAUUACAGGCGAUGCUCGACCAAUUAAAGAACGAGACUAUCAAGUUCAACCAAUUCUUAUUGCUUCCGGAAAUUCAACAAACAUUAUGUGUUUAUUACGAUUCAUG
Ambispora leptoticha is the source of this 132-nucleotide messenger RNA. NCBI's taxonomy places the organism in Eukaryota, Fungi, Glomeromycota, Glomeromycetes, Archaeosporales, Ambisporaceae. The record is from the annotation of a GenBank genome assembly.